This is a messenger RNA of Coturnix japonica (Japanese quail), 2779 nucleotides long. Lineage: Eukaryota; Metazoa; Chordata; Aves; Galliformes; Phasianidae. The record is from RefSeq and is a predicted model, not a curated record.
UGGGCACGGGGUGGCUCCGGAGCACAUUCACCACCCUCGCCUGGUGACAGUCCCGGGCUGUGACGAGGGAUGGUGAGGGGUGAAGGCGAGCCGGGGAGAAAGGCUGAGCGCGGCAGGGUGGUGGGGCUGCCAUGGGGGGUGUCAGCCCACUGGCGUGGAAGGAUCCCUCCGGGAGGGGUCCCCAGCCCCCACAGAGGGGAUUCUGCCACUGCCCACCCCGGCCUGCACUGACAGCAUCUGCAGGGCCCGGGGAAGGCUCCAGAGCCACAGCCUCUGUCAGGGAGCUGCCCCGCUCCGUGGCAGAGCAGGGGCAGCCUUUCCCCACGGCUCCUUGCUGGGGAGACCGCAUCGCAGCUCCUUCCCCAGCCUCUGCUUGUCUCUGGUUUUGGGCAGGGGGGAAAAGCCUAAAUGGGAUUUCCCCCACCACCCCCCUUCAAGCUCCUGCUGUAAUCUGCGCUUCUCUCCCUGCUCACUGAGCACCGCAGCACUGGCCCGACUUGGCCGACCUGCGUUUGAACUUUCAAAGAAAACAAGUCAUUACCGAGGAGAAGCCGCAUCUCUGUGAGGCCUAAUUUCGGAGGGUUUUUUUUCAGGGCCUUUAUCUCUCUUAUCUGCUGCGCAGCCAUGGGGCUAAAUUACCCGGAAAGUCAGGCUCGGGCGGGUUUAGCUUUCAGGAACACAGCUCACAGCGGGCACUUCCUUGAGGCCGUGAGCACAGAGCUGUGUGCAGGAGCGUGGCCUGGAGGCCCUGGGGAGCCUCCUGCAGGCCCACAACCAGCUGACGCUCUGCCCCUGCAGGUGAGGACCCUGUUUGUCAGCGGCCUGCCCCUGGACAUCAAGCCCCGCGAGCUCUACCUGCUCUUCAGGCCCUUCAAGGGCUAUGAGGGGUCACUUAUCAAGCUCACCUCCAAGCAGCCCGUGGGGUUCGUGAGCUUCGACAGCCGCUCAGAAGCUGAGGCCGCCAAGAAUGCACUGAACGGCAUCCGCUUCGACCCUGAGAUCCCCCAGACCUUGCGGUUAGAGUUUGCUAAAGCCAACACCAAGAUGGCCAAGAGCAAGCUGAUGGGCACUCCCAACCCCAGCACGCCCCUCCCCAACACUGUACCUCAGUUCAUCGCCAGGGAGCCCUAUGAGCUCACAGUGCCUGCACUUUACCCCGGCAGCCCUGAAGUGUGGGGGCCGUACCCUCUGUACCCAGCGGAGCUGACGCCUGCUCUACCUCCUCCUGCGUUCACAUACCCUGCUUCGCUGCAUGCCCAGAUGCGCUGGCUCCCUCCCUCCGAGGCUGGGUCUCAGGGCUGGAAGUCCCGUCAGUUCUGCUGAAUGCUGUGUCUCGGGUGUGUGAUGGCGGCCGACGGUCAGUCUUGUGGGUAUGAACAGAGCCCCCCGGCGGCUGCUGGGCACGCACGCUCUCUGCAGAACCACAGUGUGCUGGCUAGGAAGAAACCUCACACAAGUCUGGAUUCCUCCAAGACUUUCCCACAGCCUCUAUCACACAUCUGUUCUUCUAGAAGAAAGCGAGAAGCAUACCCCGUAUAAUAUUUCCCUCUUCUACACUGUAUAUUUGUAAGAAAGAGCGUGUUACUGCUGAAAGCAUGGUUUGACAGGCACUGCUGUAGCGUUUGAAAAGUAUUUUCAAACAACCCCUAGGAAAGCAGACUGCAAAAAAAAAGAAAAAAAAGCAAAGCGAGAGCAAGUAUUUUUGUACCAAACUCCUGAACAGGACAAUCUCACACCGGGCUGGAUGAGAGUUCUGGUGCUCAACAUACAACAGCACGCCCUUAGCAGCCUGCCUCCUCCCAUCCACAGGCCAGAACGUACGCUGCCUCAGCAGUCUGUGGUGCUCACAGUGCUCCGGCGACAUCAGCAUCGCCUCUGCACCCCAGUGCACUGCCAGCAUUGGGGUUCUCUUCCCGGUGGCAGCACACGGCACCAGCCAUGACAGGCAGCUUUUUUACCUUGGCACGAUGUUAAUGGCUUGCUGCACAGCUCCGGCAAGGUGUGAUGUUUGCAUCAGGGAUGGGCAGAGACAGCCCACACAUGUAACAAGGUGAGAAUUCGCCUUCUCCUGCCACGGCUACUCCAAGAUGUUAAGGGCAAUGCAGACUGCUGUGCAAGGAGCUGGACUUUCUGAUCCCUGACAACUCUGGGCCACGGGACUGGGAUACGCACCCACUGCUGCAGGGCUCUGCUGCAGCUUCAGCGCCCAGUGAUGCCAGUCUGGCUGCAGAGCGUGUCUGUGUGGAGCAGAGCCCAAGGAAGGCCGCUGGUUACACAGGGUGGGAUGGAUCCAGCACAGGGACUGCAUGCCGGUGUCCUCUUUGCACCAGGAGGAACUGGCAUGAGGAAGAGUAAAGCAAAAAAAAUAAAAAUAAAAAAAAUCAACCCAUUUGUUUCUUCAAAAAGGAGGUGCCAACCACAUCUCCAUUAAUCACCUGGGCUGAACUCCCAGCCUCUCGCCCUCCUCCAUUUUCUGCUUUGGCCACAAGCAGCAGGGAACAGGGCUGCCAGAGCUGCACAGGUGGGGGCAAGAAGGGGUGCCACAGGGCCACCAGCGUGCAGCAGGGUGGGCAGCGGUGCCUCGAGCAAAGUAGCUCUGCAGGGACAGCACAGCGCUCCCAGCAACGGACUAUUGUAGCAAACUGUUUCCUGUGUUUUGUUCUGUUUUUGUGGAGAGGAAAGGAGCUUCCAUGUUGUCUUCUCCGCUUUUGGAAAUAUGUUUAAAGGUACUUUUCUAUUGUAAUUUUUUAAAAAUAAAGCCAGUGAUUAUUGUAAGUUA